This is a messenger RNA of Miniopterus natalensis, 728 nucleotides long. The record is from RefSeq and is a predicted model, not a curated record. Lineage: Eukaryota; Metazoa; Chordata; Mammalia; Chiroptera; Miniopteridae.
AUGGAAACCAACGCCCUGAAAGAUACAAGAAUGGAGACUUUUAGGGUCCCUUCUAGAAGCCGUCCACUUUCUGCUUCCUCAUGGCUGCUGCUGUUGUGUGUUUUUUUAACCUGCACUCUUGCUCUCUUCACAGCUCUGAAGAGGCUGAGGGACUCGGCCAAUGCCAACGAUGUGGAAACAGUGCAGCAGCUGCUGGAAGAUGGGGCAGAUCCCUGUGCGGCAGAUGACAAGGGCCGCACAGCUCUACACUUCGCCUCCUGCAAUGGCAACGAUCAAAUCGUGCAGCUGCUUCUGGACCAUGGGGCCGAUCCCAAUCAGCGAGAUGGGCUGGGGAACACGCCACUGCACCUGGCGGCCUGCACCAACCAUGUUCCUGUCAUCACCACACUGCUCCGAGGAGGGGCCCGUGUGGAUGCCCUGGACCGCGCUGGCCGCACGCCCCUGCACUUGGCCAAGUCAAAGCUGAGCAUCCUGCAGGAAGGCCACUCCCAGUGCCUGGAGGCUGUGCGGCUGGAGGUGAAGCAGAUCAUCCAGAUGCUAAGGGAGUACCUGGAGCGCCUAGGGCGGCAUGAGCAGCGGGAACGGCUGGAUGACCUGUGCACCCGCCUCCAGAUGACUAGCACCAGAGAGCAGGUGGAUGAGGUGACCGACCUCCUGGCCAGCUUCACCUCCCUCAGCUUGCAGAUGCAGAACAUGGAGAAAAGGUAGCAAGAGGGGCUGGCUCCCUG